AUGUCGCCCCUCAUGGAUCAACUGCUGUAUGAAAUUGUGGCGAUGAAGGUUUUCACACCAGGAGAAUCAGAAUUUUCGAACCCAAUGUCUGUGCAGCGGCAGCUGCGGAAGGAGGUUUUGGUGCCCUUGAGACGAGCCUUGUCACCAGCCAGCCAAGAAGGUGCCACUGCCAACAAGUGGGGUUAUGAUCAACGCCUGGUGUACGGCCGAGAGCCGGAUACUCUCUCUGUGGUUCACAAGUAUAUGGUGGCGCUGAGAACAGCCAUUACUGCAGCCGAGUCAAAGUCCGAGUCUGUGUCCGAGAGCAUGAUUGAGGCCGGUGCUGUGCUUCCACACGGGAUCGCACGCUGCGCCGUGGAGUAUAAUGGUCUUUACGAGCGAGCAGCUGAGCUUCUGUGGAAGAGAAUGACGGAGGACGUGUAUAAAAAGCAGGGGAGGCUGAACAACUGCUUGGCUGUGUGUGACGCGGGGGCGUUGGUGUCGCAAAAACCCUCAGCUGUAUUUGGUACGGGGCGAAGAUCUCAAGAGUUCAGCUUUAUGCACAGUGUAGAGGAGUGUGAGGACUGGGAGGUUGAUCUGGGGAAGGUGUUUGAUUUGAUUCUUGAAGCGGCGGUCAAUGAGAACGUGAAAGCAGAGAAGAUGGUGAGGAAAGUGUUUGUGUUCACCUUCUUUAAACAGUUCAGCGACGGCUGCUGGAAGCCUCGCGGCGGGGAUUAUGAGGAAAUCCAGAGGAAGUUUAAGGAGAAGGGGUAUGCCGUGCCGCACUUGGUGAUUUGGAAUCUCAUCAGUGUGGGGUAUGCGCCAUGGCGUACUGAAGAGCCAGGGGUGACGUUGUUGGGUGGCUUCUUGGAGGCCAUGCUCAAGUGCUUCUUGGACAAUGACGGCCAACUUGACCCCGACCAGGUCAUGGAAUUAGACAUCUCCGGCCAAGGCUAUCAAACUUUGGCUGUCUUCGACUGA
Molecule: messenger RNA, 960 nt
Organism: Prunus armeniaca (apricot)
Lineage: Eukaryota; Viridiplantae; Streptophyta; Magnoliopsida; Rosales; Rosaceae
Source: the annotation of a GenBank genome assembly